CGGCGUGUCACAAAUUGACAUCUUCAGGCAAUUCUCGACUUUUUUUCUACUCUCGGAUUCUACCAUCCAAAUUCGUCCUCUAUUCACUUAAACACCGUCACCGAGCUGUCUGAUCUAUGCGGAACAUCUGCCGUCUUUCCCCAAGAUGGCAUCAACAAUUUUGUCUGUCCCCCAGCUUUGCUGGCCAUCAAACCUGCCUACAACUUCUCCAGCCUGUUCGUCACUAUCGACAACCGCCACGACAGCGUCCGCGUCCUGCGCGUAGGGCUCCUGUCGCGCCCUUUGAAGAUUUGGACAUCCGAGAAUUCGAACAACAAGGUCAAGAUGAUUCGACCAGAGUCCCGGUCCACGACUAUCUCGAGGAGGAAGGACAACAAGUUCGAGCGGAGUUGGAAGAGUUGGAUCGCGAACUCGCCAUCAUGCGACAAGGUCCAUUUGGUCCGGAUAGCGAGUUCAUGCGUUCAUUUCCGGCCAAAGAAAGAGAAGAGCUUCUCAAAGCUCUUGAAGAGGAGGGCAUCAUGCCUGGGGAAGACUUGGAUCUGAUCACGGACGAGGAACUGGACGAACUGGCCAAAGACGACAAGGUUCUCAAGCGAGAAGCGCGCGAGAAAGCGUCUUUGAAAGUUACCCUGGGCAUACCGGCGCGAGACAAAAUCUAUGUCAAGAGAUUCAACCAGGCGUUGCAGGAGGCGGAGAAAGGACCGCCAAACGAGCGCCUCUAUUUCACGCUUUGGAGAUGGUACCUCCGGUGUCAGCAACAUGUGGCCAACUUCUCCGUCAUCAUCCCGGAGGAUGUGUGGCAUUUUCUGUGGAGGACUCAGAGCACCACAUACUACCGGCCCAAACACCUCCAAAUGCUGGGCAAGGAUAUGAUGAAAGCAGAUGUGCCCUUGGAGGAUAAAGAAUGGCUUCAAUACAUCGACGCUCUCCGAGCCAGUGGAGACAUUGCGGCCGCGGCUGAAAUGUGGGAGACGCAGAGACCCCGGCUAGGGACCAAAGAAGAUUUGGCCGGUCAAUUUUGGGUAACGGGGAUCCAGAUCUACGUUGAACUGGGCAGACCACAGAAAGCACAGAAUUUGGCGUUCGAAUGCUAUGACCACACCACUCUUGUCGACCCGGCGGUGCUUGUGAUGGUGAUCGCCAGUUGGGCCAAGAGCCAGAACCCGGCAGCCGCCCAGCGAGCCUGGCUCUGCUACCUAGAGCUCCGGCGACGGCUGGAAAGCUCGGAAGAUGACGAGACAACCUUGAGCGUCCUUGGCCGAACCAGUAGUGUCAUCCUCGAGGCGGGUCGUACAGAGCUGGCUCUGGCGGUGUUCAAGGACAUGUUCAUGCUUCGAGCCAAGUCGCCAAGUGACUCGUGGAAAAUAUUCCAGGAGAUAGCCAAGAGCACGAGUACGAGUACACAGUCCUCACAAACUCCGAGUGAAGAUCUGGUCAAUCGCAUAGGGCUUUCCACCCUUGCCGCACUCCCACGGUCGUUCCAGAACAAGUUCUUCUUUGCAGCGUGGAUCAAGUGGCUGCUUGGGGCGGGAAAGGUGGACGAUGCCGCAUCCGUGGUGGAACUUAUGUAUGAGCGACGAGUCAAGCCCGAUGCCCGCCACUUGAACGGACUGAUUGCAGCCUGGCUCCGUGAAGGGUCUCCCAGGGCGCGACAGAAGGCCGAAAGUACCGCCUGGAUGAUGAUUCAAGCCCGCAUUGAGCUGGUACAAAAGCGGCGCUCUGAAACUGAACCCGUGCAGACCGAGGAGCCCACCGCCACCACAGUGAAACCAGAGAUAACCAAACCGACGCCAUCUUUUCUGCUGCGAGGAGGAACCCCUGCUGCUACGGUCGAAACGUUCUCCAUCCUGCUACAGCACUACACUCGGCGUUCUGACUUUACGAACGCGGACCAUCUGACGGAUGUCAUGACGACGUCGGCAGAGAUUAAACCGAACUCAUUCAUCAUGAACCACUGGCUCUAUGCGUCGCUUCGAUCAGGUCAGAUUCCCGAGGUGUGGAGGAAAUACUGCACGCUCAGAGACUCGAUUCCGCCAGACCUCGAGACCUUCGCGGCGCUCUGGGACACAGCAAAGACGCAUUACGGCUCUCCAGCGGCACACAACCAGAAGUUUCCGGAUGCGCGGACGUUGUUUGCUGAAAUGCAAGAGUGGUUUUUGUCCUUGGAACCCAAACAGCGGCGCGCGGCCAAGGCAGACUUCUCCCCCGAGUUCUACGAGCAAAUCAUCCGGGCCUUUUGUCUGUCGUACGACCUGCACGGCACGCUGUGUGCGCUGUACGGUCUCCGGGACUCGUUUGACAUAUUGCCGCACGAAGAUGUCGUCCGCUUGGUCAUCAUGCAGGUCGCGCGGACGCUUGCUGCCGACCUGACCGGCAUAUCUGCCCGAAACCCCCCAGGUUCUAGUAGUCUGGGCUCUGCCGUUGUCCCACGCGCAGCGCGCGGUCGGAACCGUCGCGUUUCCAAGACCGCGCAGUAUCAGACUGCUGUCAAGACUCUGACCGAGAUCGUUGUGGCCAUGAUGGACAAGAAGAUGCAAGAAGAAACAGACACCAAACCCGAGGCGUACCAUGAUCUCGAGAGCCCUGCAGCGCAGCGCCUGCGAUUGGAUGUCUUGACAUCUUUUCUAUGCAUGGUGAUCGAGAAAAAGGCGUCGUUGGAUAGUAAUAAUAAUACGGCUGUGGACGGUGGUGUUCGUGUUGUCGAUCUUGUCCGAGACGUGGCCGAUGUGGCUACGCAGAUGAGGACUACAGUUCCUACUGACGUCCUCGUCCGUCGUGAUUGGGACGAUGGUGUCCGCGGCGUUGAAUAGACAGCCGAUUACUCUACAUAUAUCAAAUGGACAUAUCAUGUCUGGAUGCAAUCUCAUCUCAGGUCUACCUUAUGUAUCAUCAUCUUUUCCAGCAGAAAUAAAUCUACUUUGUAACAUAGAAAUGUAUGAAGCAAGAAAAAAAAAACUCCGUUCACAACCGUAG
This is a messenger RNA of Exophiala dermatitidis NIH/UT8656, 2973 nucleotides long. RefSeq lists its product as uncharacterized. Bases 117 to 2810 code for a protein of 897 amino acids. Lineage: Eukaryota; Fungi; Ascomycota; Eurotiomycetes; Chaetothyriales; Herpotrichiellaceae. Gene Ontology annotation, molecular function: protein binding. The transcript has a single exon. The record is from RefSeq and is a predicted model, not a curated record.